AUGGCGAGCGGAGAGGAGGCCAGAAGACGCCCCUCGGUUACCUCGUCUUCGGUCGGCCUGGAGUCUCUGUUCCCGGCAGGAACCUCGGAGCAGGCCUGCGGGGACUUAAACCCGGAGCUCGUCCGGCUGCGUGAGCGUCUUCAGGGCUGGCUAUCGCAGUAUGAGCCCCUGCUGCUGUGGGUGCAGAGGCUGCUGGUCUGGGAGAGGCCGUUGUACAGCAUCUCUGUCGCCCUGACACUCAACACUUUAUUCUGGCUCCUGUCAUCCACCUCCCUGCGGCCUCUGUUCAUGUUGAGUGUGUCCCUGCUGGGACUUAUGCUACUGGAAAGAUGGAAGCCCAAGUUGCCCAUCAUUACUGUUCAACAUGCAGAUGCUCACCCCGUAGAAAGCGAAACAAUGAGCACGGAGCAGCGUCUGCUCAGCAUUCCUGAGCUCAGCCACCACCUGGCUGAGAGCUACCUGACAUGCUGUCUGUACCUGCAGGAGAUGCUGCAGUACAAACAUCAAAACCAUGGCAAGUUCUGUGUGAUGAUGUGCAGUGGCUGUUUUGUACUUGCCGUGGUGGGACAUUACGUACCAGGAAUCAUGAUCUCCUAUAUCAUAGUCCUGAGCGUGCUGCUGUGGCCGCUGGUGGUGUACCAUGAACUGAUCCAGAGGAUGUACACGGGCUUGGAGCCAAUCCUCAUGAAACUGGACUACAGCAUGAAGGGGGACACCGAGCACCGCAAGCAUGACAAGAGGAAGGUUAAGAAGGAGAUGGAGGAGGGAGACGAGCCAAGAGCUGAAACAGAGAGCGAGAGCGAGGAGGAGCUGUCCUGUUUCGCCCCAACGGUGGAUGUGAAGACCACAGCUCUGGCGAUGGCCAUCACAGACUCCGAGUUGUCGGACGAGGAGGCGUCCAUCUUGGAGAGUGGAGGGUUCUCAGUGUCCAGAGCCACCACUCCUCAGCUCACUGACUUGUCUGAAGAUCUGGACCAGCAGAGUUUACACAGUGACCCAGAGGAGCCAUACAUGCGGGAUCUCCCCGAGUUCCCCUCAGUUGAGGAUUUUCCGUCCAUCGAGCACAACCUGCUCCACUUCCCUCUACGAGGCCCCGGCCAGGCUGACGGAGCCCAGGCUGGAGCUCAGUCAGAGGGAGAACCACUGAGCCCCGCCAGCCUCCUCAUCCAGCACCUAGCAUCUCCGCUCCACUUUGUGAACACGCACUUCAACGGACAUGGACGACCACCUGGGGGUGAGGGGGGCAUGUUGCCCAUGCCGGCUGCAGGUGAGGAAGCAGGGAGGCAAGGGGUAGAGGAGAAGGAGGGAGCGGCAGCCCUGGGUGCGCAGCGCUCCUUGGAAGCCCUGAGCGAGGAGAUAGUGAGCACAGCGAUCUCCACCGUGGUGCAGAACACUCUGUCAGCCCUGCUGCGCUCCAGUGAGGCCAGCGAGGAGCCCUCCUUGGCUGAGUUCCUUCCCACCGAAACCCCACCAGGUGCUCUGGAGACCUCCGCCCAACCCACCGAUGCCACUGGUAACACUACAAUUGCUACAGUAGGGGCGCUGGGAGCUGACGAGGACCUGGAUGAGGAAAUUAUGAAAGACGAGAUGCCCGACGACACGCUAGUUCCGACCGAGGAAGAGGACUUUGAGCUACUGGACCAAAGUGAACUGGAGCUGGUGGACGAGGGGCUGGACCUCAGCUCUGACAGACAGGUGGUGGGAGGAGCUUCAGAGACACCUGCAUCCCCUCAGCAUCAACCACAGUCAUAGCUUCCCCGUUGCCUCCCCAUGCCCCCACCUCCAACUGUUUUGUUUUCAUUUGUAUGUUAGAACUACAUUAUAUCCAUACAUACUGCUAUAUACAAAACAUUUAUCAAAGAGUCUGGCGUUUAAUUCUGUUGGUCGGUUAUAGUGUGAAAGAUGGCUGAGAUUACUUGGUGCGUUUUCACUUUUAUAGGCUCACCAUUACAAGGGUGCCUCGGUACCUGAGUCGUUUCUAGUCCAGGACCAUCACGUUAGCGGGAUCAUCAGCUACUAUCAGAUGGCAUUCACGAAGACACCGUUUGAUCCGUACACUUAAAUACACACAUCAAUAUUGAAAUCAUCAAUAAUGCUUUUACGGUAGAGUGUUUGCGUGGUGUUAUUCUGCCUGUAGGCCUAAUAGUAUCAGUGAGCUGGAUUGGGUCAACAGUUCAAGAGAUGUCAUUGUCGUCAUUGGUUACGUCUGGUUUUAUUCGAUCAUCUAUUUAUUUGAUAAAUUGGCUAGCAAAUUUAUCACUGGGGAGCGAAAUUGCUCUCCUCAUUCAGUCUGAUGUCACAAUAAUGAUGCCUUUAUUUUCUACCUUGGCUCACCCUCCACCUUGUUUUUGUUCAGAAGCAGAUGUUUAUCUAGAUGGUGUUAUGAAGAGUUGAAAUGUUGGAUUAUAUAACUAUUAAUAUAUGCUAUAAAUUAUUUUAAUUUAACAGCCAGUCAAUGAAACUUUAUUGUUCGGCCGAGGGGGGGAGAGUUAAAAGUAAAUUUAAUCCUUUCUGUUGCCCAUAAUGAUUGUAUAAUUGUUUUAAUGACGACGCCAUGGACGUGCAAGUUGGAAAAUGUAGUUUGGUAUUCCCAGAGUUAACAUUAGUAAAAAUAAUAGUAUUAUCCUUCACUUUAUCCUUACCUGCAAGGUCUCUAAGGUUCCAAUUUGGACAGAAGCAUUCGGUCAUUAGUGGUCUUUCACUUGUUGCCUGGAAUUGGAAACUUUUGACGUAGUUGGAUGUUGACGUGUAGUAGAUCUUUACCCAUACACAUAAGUGACUUUGAUGUGGCAAGAUGAACGAAAUGUUUCCCCGAAUUUCCUCUACGAUUGAUGCCUCGUUUUUACUCAUAUUUGUGAAUAGGAUUUAAUUUCACACAUUCAUCUAUAAUUGGUCCGUAUGUAAAUGAAUUUAUUCUUGGUCUUUGUUGAGAAACGCAGGCUUCUUGGGAGACAGCUUAUUUGUACAUGUACAGUCAUCACUGGGAUAUGUAUAUUUACCAAAUAACCUCCUGUGUGCCGCGACAAGUCCAUGCAUGCCAUGCAUCACGCAUGUAUUUAACAUGAUCAACAUUUGAGGUGAGAUUUCAAAAGUGUUAAUUUUACUGGAGCAGAUUUUUAUUCCGUUUUUUUGGAGGAAAGUCAUUAAAUUAUACAGGCUGACACUGGCCGCUGCUGGGGGAAAUUGUUGACAUGACCUAAAAGAAAUUAGCACUAUGCUCGACUGUCUAAAGAGGCCAGUUUUGCUUUUGUAAACCACUCAGCAUCCAAAUCUCAGGGGUGGGUUGUACAAAUUGAAUAUAGCAUUGCAGAGUAUGUGUCCAUUUGUCGUAGUGCAUCGUAUUUGUACUAACCCUUACUUUUCUUUUUUUUUUCAGUCAAUGCCUCCUUGUGUAUAGUGUAGAAAUGCUUAAAAAGAACGUGUAUAUUCUGCAUGUAAAAACAGCACUCUGUUCAAGUUCUCCUUGUCAGCUGACAAAGUACUGCACAAUUUGUGAGAAAAAAAAUUUGAAUGUUUUCAGGUUAAAAGAGCCCAUUAAAUUCAGUUUGUUUAAUAUUUAAUUACCAACCGGGGGAAUACAAGUUUUGAUGUGUCCAAAUUUUAGAGACUGCCCAACUCUAAAAGGAAAUGGGUGGCAAGUGAUCACAGCAGAUUUAGAGAAGGAUAUUAACAGACUAGUUUGUGUAUGGUAGUAGUGUGUUAUAUGCUCAAAAUAUUGCUUCUUGAACUAUAAAAAAAGGCACUUACUGAACUGUACAAUUUUAAAAAAAGGAAUAUAUUUUCUAAUUUCUCCUUUUUCCAUAAAGUACUCAGUUUGAUCUUUUACAUCUAGAAAUAUAACGGCUAUGGAUGAGUUUCACGGAGCGGGGGGGCGAAAGAUAUAUUGUCAUGAAGCUGGUCAAAUAAAACUGCACCUCAACACAUGUUGAAAGCAAGAGAAUAAAAGAACAAACUGAAACAAA
Acanthopagrus latus (yellowfin seabream) is the source of this 3962-nucleotide messenger RNA. RefSeq names its product reticulophagy regulator family member 2 (gene retreg2). The transcript is spliced from 9 exons. Bases 1 to 1752 code for a protein of 583 amino acids. NCBI's taxonomy places the organism in Eukaryota, Metazoa, Chordata, Actinopteri, Spariformes, Sparidae. The record is from RefSeq and is a predicted model, not a curated record.